Molecule: messenger RNA, 1098 nt
Organism: Tauraco erythrolophus (red-crested turaco)
Lineage: Eukaryota; Metazoa; Chordata; Aves; Musophagiformes; Musophagidae
Source: RefSeq, a predicted model, not a curated record
UUUUCUUGUCUCCUUCCCAGCCUGUGCCAACAGCGCUGGCUCAGGUUGACCGCGAAAAGAUCUACCAGUGGAUCAAUGAGCUGUCCAGCCCGGAGACACGGGAGAACGCGCUGCUGGAGCUGAGCAAGAAGCGCGAGUCUGUGCCUGACCUUGCCCCGAUGCUGUGGCACUCGUUUGGCACCAUCGCAGCGCUCCUUCAGGAAAUUGUAAAUAUUUAUCCAUCAAUCAACCCUCCGACUUUGACAGCCCAUCAGUCCAACAGAGUCUGCAAUGCUUUAGCUCUACUACAGUGUGUUGCAUCGCAUCCUGAAACGAGGUCAGCUUUUCUGGCAGCUCAUAUCCCUCUCUUCCUGUACCCAUUCCUGCACACAGUUAGCAAGACGCGUCCAUUUGAGUACCUGCGGCUCACAAGCCUCGGAGUGAUUGGGGCCUUAGUGAAAACUGAUGAGCAAGAAGUGAUAAAUUUCUUACUGACAACAGAAAUCAUCCCCCUGUGCUUACGCAUUAUGGAGUCUGGCAGUGAACUCUCCAAAACGGUUGCUACGUUUAUUCUCCAGAAAAUCCUCCUGGAUGACACAGGGCUGGCAUAUAUCUGUCAGACCUACGAGCGGUUUUCUCAUGUUGCCAUGAUACUGGGUAAAAUGGUCCUGCAGCUCUCCAAGGAGCCGUCGGCACGGCUGCUGAAACAUGUCGUCCGCUGCUACCUUCGCCUUUCCGAUAACCCCAGGGCACGUGAAGCUCUCAGGCAGUGCCUUCCUGACCAACUGAAGGACACCACCUUUGCCCAGGUCCUGAAGGACGACACGACCACAAAGCGCUGGCUGGCUCAGCUUGUCAAGAACCUGCAGGAGGGUCAAGUCACUGACCCGCGGGGCAUCCCUCUUCCUCCGCAAUGACUGCUGGGGGAGGUGGGGGACUGGGGAAGAAACAGCUCAGGUUUACAAAGAACCAGGAACAGGUGACCUCUUCUGCAACAAACUGGGCACGCCAGCUGGCUCCCGGCCUGUCGGACCAUCCCACCCAGCCGAAGGGCUGCUCUGUAGCAAUGCAGCAUGCCUCCAGGGAUCGCAGCACCAGCAAACGCUGAUACCACAGCUU